CUUUCUUUCUCCUUUUUUUUUUUUUAUUUUUUUUUUCGGUUUAAUUUGGCCAACGCGUCAAAGGUCCUCUCUCUCUCACCCCCCGCGAAGGCUACUACCAAACCCUAACCGCCGCCCAACCCUAAAUUCCUCCUCCUCUUCCCAAUCUCUCUCUCUCUCUGCGCCAUGGCGCAUCACAUGUCCCCUUCCGAUCACGACCCCAACUCUGACUCGUCCAAGGCCCGCCUCUACAACCCCUACCAGGACCUCCAGGUCCCCAUGCGAAACCUCUACCAGCUACCUACCUCUCCGGAGUUCCUCUUCGUCGAAGAGGCUAAACGUCAGCGUCGCUCCUGGGGCGAGAAUCUCACCUUCUACACCGGCUGCUCCUACCUCGGCGGCGCUAUUGGAGGCGGCGGCGCCGGUCUGGUUUCCGGCGUUCGAUCGUUCGAAUCUGGAGACACUACCAAGCUCAGGAUCAAUAGGGUUCUCAACUCCUCUGGCCACACGGGUCGUGUUUGGGGAAACCGGCUGGGCGUGAUCGGGUUGAUCUAUGCUGGUAUGGAGAGUGGGAUUCAAGCGGUCAGAGAUACCGACGAUGUUUGGAAUAGCGUUGCGGCGGGACUGGGCACUGGAGCGAUUUACCGAGCUGCAAAGGGCGUGAGGUCGGCUGCGGUGGCCGGAGCCGUAGGAGGAGUCCUUGUUGGCGUUGCCGUCGCGGCAAGGCAGGCUGCCAAGCGAUACGUGCCGAUAUAAUCAUGGCAGGUUGCUUUUGAUGUGAGUGGUGGUAUUGUUGGCUUAUUUUUUUUUCCUUCAGUUUGGUUAGUUUUCGGCAAUUUUGAUAGUCCCAUUAGGAAUCGCAGACGAUGAUAAACAGAAAAUAUUUGGGCAAUGCAUGAUGAAGAUGGUGUUGCUGUGUUUGGUAAUUUUAAAUGGAAUUGAUUAUUGAAUAACAAGUAGGUGAGCACCGGAGUUUUCGUUAAGAAUUCUACCGUAAUUCGUCGACUUGUCCUCAUAACGAAUAAUUGGGAUGCAUUUAGACUCGUGGGUAUUCAUUGUAUAUCAGUAAUUCUUUAAAUUUGCGGUCUUUAA
Molecule: messenger RNA, 1071 nt
Organism: Pyrus x bretschneideri (Chinese white pear)
Lineage: Eukaryota; Viridiplantae; Streptophyta; Magnoliopsida; Rosales; Rosaceae
Product: mitochondrial import inner membrane translocase subunit TIM23-2-like
Exons: 1
Coding region: 166-735 (189 amino acids)
Biological process (GO): protein import into mitochondrial matrix
Cellular component (GO): TIM23 mitochondrial import inner membrane translocase complex; mitochondrial inner membrane
Molecular function (GO): transmembrane protein transporter activity
Source: RefSeq, a predicted model, not a curated record